This is a messenger RNA of Glossina fuscipes, 1138 nucleotides long. RefSeq lists its product as uncharacterized. The record is from RefSeq and is a predicted model, not a curated record. Lineage: Eukaryota; Metazoa; Arthropoda; Insecta; Diptera; Glossinidae. The transcript has 2 exons. Bases 223 to 1122 code for a protein of 299 amino acids.
UUCGCAUGUGUUCUUCGGAAAAGCAUUAAAAUUGGAAUCUGCUAAGUUGCAAUAAAUUAAUAAUGUAUAUUGUGCUCUGCAUUAGAUUCAAAUUUUAAUAACAAAUGCAAUAAAGCUAAUAAUGCCAUGUGAUUGUAAUAUUGCGUAAACAAAAACUAAGCGGCCAUUUUAAAAUUUUUGUGAAUUGUUUAAAAGGUUAUACAGCGAGUGAAAAGCCUUAAAAUGAAGAGAAAGGAAGAAAUUGAGGUAGAUUUGGAAAAAUUAGAAAGGCAGAUUUUCGAAUGGAAACCGAAUCUUAAGUAUACAAAAAACCAUGUAUGUACAAGGCUCAGGCAACAAAUUGAAGAUAGCGUCCCUAUAGUUAAACUACAAAGUUUAGGAGCACAAGAAGUCGAACAUCUACGUAGAUAUGAAUUAAAUCAUUUGAAUUCGAACGAUGAAGUGCCUGCAAGUGAACAGAUUCAAAAAAUUAAAAGAUCAGAAGGAAAUACCAAAGGCUCAGAUGAAAAUAUGCAUAAUUCAACUGAAACCAUCUAUGUAAGAAAAACGAUCGACUCUGUAACGGAUAAGGGUAAACGUGGUCAUAAAGUUAUGGAGAAAGCUGGUACUCCUUUAUAUACAUGUGUACCAGAUUUACGCUGUCGUUCUAUGCAACAUAUUUCAUUGGAUAGCAUAUACAUUGCGCGAAAAAUGUUCGACUUGAGGGCUCGUCAGUUCAAAAAAUCGUUGAAAUCAAUAAGUAGGCGCCGCCAAACCUCUGGGCGAAAACGUAAUGAAAGAAAUCAAAAAUAUAUUGCCGAGAAUUCUGAGCAGGAUACAGAGCAAGAAUUGUCACAAUUGUUGCAGGCCCUCAUGGUUGAUCCGAAUGAUGCAGGAAACUCGCAAUUUACCGACUGCACUGUUUGUGUUACUGACAACCCAAGUAAUUCCAGUAACAAUACUCCUAAUGCGAAGAAACGUAAAAGUCGAUCAACGAUACUGAACUCAUCGGCAAAAAAACAAUGCCAAAAAAAGUUUACUAAAUUUACCAAAUAUAAUGACAACAGUAACAUGAGUCUUCCUCUUGCAACAUCGGUACAACAAGCAGUAAGUAAUUUAUUAAAAUAUUCGGCGUAUGAUUAAAAUAUGUUGAAAUUGC